This is a messenger RNA of Bathycoccus prasinos, 1629 nucleotides long. RefSeq lists its product with no specific name. The coding region runs from base 1 to 1629 and encodes 542 amino acids. The record is from RefSeq and is a predicted model, not a curated record. The transcript has 2 exons. Gene Ontology annotation, molecular function: methyltransferase activity; metal ion binding. Gene Ontology annotation, biological process: methylation. NCBI's taxonomy places the organism in Eukaryota, Viridiplantae, Chlorophyta, Mamiellophyceae, Mamiellales, Bathycoccaceae.
AUGACGACGACGGAAACGGAAACGACGGAAAUAGAAACGAUGAUGCGCGAACACCGAAUAGUACUCGGCGCUCUCCAUCAUCACAAGCUUGAAAAAGGGAAAUCGUUGCUCUUGGACAAACCAUCGGGUCGGGAAAUCUGUCGUCGAUUUCUCCAAAAUCUGCCGUGUCAUACACCGGAAGGGAGGAAGAACGCGACGAGCGACUUUGAGUGUCAGUACGUCCAUCCGGAUCCGAAACCGCUCUGCGAACGGUGGCAGUUAUACGGGACGUGUGCAAGAGAUAACGGGAAGAAGUGCUGGUACGCGCACGAGAGUUUACGAACGAGUCGAAGGUUUACGAUUGCGUUUCACACGAGCACUGUGUUUGGGCUCAGGUUGUUAGAACGGUGCGCUGAAAUAUACGGCGCGGAAAAUGUCACCUCCGCGGCGCGAGAGCGACAAGAAAGCGUGAGCGGAUGUGUCGUGUGCGUGAGCUGCGGGGACGACGAUUCUUCGGAGAAGGAAGAAGCAAACAACGAAGCUAAGGUGAUUAAACUAAUUGGGAAGAUGAAAAGAAACGAGCCGCACGGGCUUUCGAUGUGCUCGAGGAUAUACGCGAGAGAUGAACGGACGAACGAGGAUCAAGUGGUUGAUUUUCACGGCGACGGCGUCGAGUGGAGAAGGAUUUUGGAAAGGGUGAAAGAGCGGUGGUAUUCGAAUCGAGAGGAGGAGAAGGAAGAGAAUCAGGAAGGGGAAAACAACGGCAAGAGGAUGAAGAAAAAGAUACGAACGGUCCGAAUUCGGUGCUUUCCAAAAGAGAUGGAAAUUGAAGCGUAUAAAGCUUUAGACAGGCUCAUCGAAGAAGCAAUAGGCGAUGAUGACGUGUACGGACUCACCGGGCCGGGUAAAGGCAUCUCGGCUCGCGAGUGCGACGUGGCGUUAGACGCCAUGCUCAUCCGGGGACGGUUACACGUCUCCUCGUGGAGAAUCACCAAAGAGCUCGAUCAGUCGAUAAACCAAGCGCUGAUUGAUGCAGAGAAUAGGCGAAAAGAUAUUCGACCGCUGUGCAGAGCGUUCUUCAAGAUGGAAGAAGCGAUUUUGCGGUUUCGAUUGUCUGAGUUUAUCACGAGCGCGUCGAUGGUGGUGGAUGUCGGGUGCGCCCCAGGCGGAUGGAUUCAAGCCCUCGGAGACGAAAUGAAGGGAAAUAGUGAAACUGGUGAUGAUUCAGGUAUCAUUUUCGCGGUCGAUCCGGCGCGCCUCGGGUUUAAGCCUCCGAAAACGGUCGAACCGCCAGUAAAUCUCGUCCAUUUACAAAAGAAAAUCGAAGAGUCCAUCGACGAUAUUCACGAUAAACUGAAUGGGGAAAAACUAAGUUUAGUUGCGUGCGACGGAAACUCGUCGCCGAUGGCGGUGUAUCGAUGGGUAGCGCCGUUGCUCUCGAUGGUGGACGAAACCAAAGGCGCUUUAGUUUUAACGAUGAAGAAUUUCGUCGCCGGGAAACGAGUCUUUUACGAAGCGAGCGAAGAACUCGCUCAGAAGUUAAAGUCUGAGCAUCAGUUCGAAGAAACGUAUUUGGUGCCGCUCUUUUCGAACUCGACGGAGGAGAUGACCUUAGUGGCGUUUCGGAAGAAACGAACGACAACACGAUGA